This is a messenger RNA of Telopea speciosissima, 1003 nucleotides long. RefSeq names its product PI-PLC X-box domain-containing protein DDB_G0293730-like. The transcript has a single exon. Bases 32 to 985 code for a protein of 317 amino acids. The record is from RefSeq and is a predicted model, not a curated record. Gene Ontology annotation, molecular function: phosphoric diester hydrolase activity. NCBI's taxonomy places the organism in Eukaryota, Viridiplantae, Streptophyta, Magnoliopsida, Proteales, Proteaceae. Gene Ontology annotation, biological process: lipid metabolic process.
UUCUUCUUCCUCUUUUUUUAUCUAUUUGAGAAUGGCUUCAGAAAUAAGAUCGUUGGAGGAGCACGAAAAAGAGGUAAAAUCCGAGAAGAAGAUUCUUGAAGAUCUCCAACAGAAAUCUGGCAACCAAUUUCCUGGUUCAGAUUACCAUCCUUCAGAUAGGAAGAAUUGGAUGAAGGGUCUUAACCCACAGAGAAUUCCCAUAAACAAGAUCAUUUGGCCAGGCACCCAUGACUCAGCAACCAACGAGAUUGGAAUUCCGGACAUCACUCGCCCUUUUGCUCAAUGCCAAUCCUUAUCCAUCUACGAUCAGCUUGUAUUGGGAACCCGAGUCAUUGAUAUCCGAGUUCAAGAGGAUCGCCGGGUCUGCCAUGGAAUCCUUCUAAGUUAUAGCAUCGAUAUUGUUAUCAACGACAUCAAGAAGUUCCUCUCUGAAACUACAUCAGAGAUUAUAAUUCUCGAGAUACGCACCGAGUUCGGCCAUCAAGAUCCACCCGAAUUUGAUAAGUAUUUAGUAGAUCAAUUCGGUGAGUUCUUGAUCCACCAGGAUGACCAGGUGUUUGAGAAGACGGCGGCGGAGCUGCUGCCGAAGCGGGUUAUUUGUGUGUGGAAACCAAGCAAGUCACCUCCACCCAAGUCCGGUGAUCCACUGUGGAGCUCGGCUUACUUGAAGGAUAAUUGGAUUGAUUCUGACUUGCCAUGGACUAAGUUCCAAAGCAAUAUGAAGUAUUUGGGUGAGCAACCACCGGCAUCAACAAGAAAAUUCUUUUACAGAGUGGAGAACACAGUGACACCACAGGCCAAUAACCCUGAUGUAUUUGUGAAGUCAGUGACUUUUAGGAUUCAUCCUUAUGCAAGGCUUUUCAUUUCUCAGUGCUCCAAAGAUUGUAGAGAUCGGCUGCAAAUCUUCUCAACAGAUUUUAUUGAUGAAGAUUUUGUUGAUGCAUGUGUUGGGUUUACUUUCGCAAAAUUAGAAGGGAAAGCCUGAGUAUUUUAGGAUUUGUAG